Paramecium octaurelia is the source of this 2059-nucleotide messenger RNA. The record is from the annotation of a GenBank genome assembly. NCBI's taxonomy places the organism in Eukaryota, Ciliophora, Oligohymenophorea, Peniculida, Parameciidae.
AUGGACACACCUAAAAUUACAGUUGUAAUUCGUAAAAGACCUUUGGGAAAGAAGGAAUUAAUUAGAGGAGAUCAGGAUAUUGUGUCAGUGCAAGAUUAGCAAACAGUCAUUUUGAGUGAAAUCAAGUAAAACAAUCUCGAAAACUUAGACAAAAAGUUGAUUUGACCAAAUAUAUUGAGCAACAUCACUUCAACUUUGAUCUAGCAUUCGAUGAAACCAUUGAUAACCAAGGUGUUUACCACUCAGCAGUAAGACCAAUAAUCUAGGCAGCAUUCAAUAAAGCGAAAUGCACAUGCUUUGCUUAUGGAUAAACGGGGAGUGGCAAAACAUACACAAUGCUUGGAGAUCCAGAUUAGGGAGUGCCUGGAUUAUACGUAAUGGCCAGUUAUGAUAUAUUUGCUAUGGUCUAAAAGGUAUCCAUUGAAUUAUGUUCUAAUUAGGUAGAGUAUCAACACUUAGUAAUUUCAAUUUCAUUUUAUGAGAUCUAUUGUGGCAAAUUAUUUGAUUUACUAAAUGAUAGAUCUCAAUUGGCUGCUCAAGAAGAUGCCAAAGGAAAUGUACAAAUUAAGGGGCUAAGCGAAAAAAAGAUCAACAAUGUCCAGUAAUUGAUGCAAAUCAUAUAAUAUGGAUAAAGUUCAAGAAUCACAUCCUCCAAUUCUGCUAAUUCAGAAUCAUCGAGGUCUCAUGCUAUACUAUAGAUUACUCUAAGAAAUAAUAAACAAAUUCAUGGGAAACUAUCCUUCAUCGACUUAGCAGGCAGUGAAAGAGGUGCUGAUGUUAGAGAUCAAGACAAGACCACCAGAGUUGAUGGAGCAGAAAUAAAUAAAUCAUUAUUAGCACUCAAAGAAUGCAUAAGAGCAUUGGAUCUAAAUAAAAAUCAUACUCCUUUCAGAGGCAGCAAAUUAACUCUGGUUUUAAAGGACAGUCUUGUAGGAAAUUGCAGAACAGUAAUGAUUGGGAACAUCUCUCCUAGCAGUGCCAACAGUGAACACACUCUCAAUACACUCAGAUAUGCAGAUAGAGUUAAAGAACUGAAAAAGCCCUAAGAUUAAAAGAAUAUUGACAAUCCUAAUAGGGAAUUAUUCCUAGCUCGAGGAGGUACACAAAUAUUGGAUUAAAUUAGACAAUAAUGUAAUUAGAAGAGAAUAUAAAAAUCCUGAUUCAGAUGACGAAGAAGAUUGUUCAACUAAUUUUGGUUAAUAGGGUAGUUAGGGUGUUUAUAAGGUAAAUAAUUCUAAAAAUGUUCUAUUGCCUCCAGUCAUUUAAGUUAGUCGAACAUAAUCUGCUCAUAACAAGUUAUCAUUAAAUGAAACUCCUUCUAAUAAAUACUAAAAUCCACUAAAUAAACUGUCUAAUGUAAGACAGUCAAACAAUACUCUACAAUAAUUGCCUCCUAAACCAUAGCCAUUGCCAUAACACUUAUCAUCUAUAAAUAAGGCUCCUCUUUUCCCUUCAUAUCAUAAUCAUAUACCUGACUCUUUGUUUCCUACUGACAAGACUCAAUCACUCUCUUCAUAGAAUUUGAAUCAGCCCUAUCCUCCUACUUAUAAUUUUUUUUAGAAUCCCAUUCCCCCAACCGAGAUCAAUAAUGGAUAUAUUGGAGAUGAUGACUUUUAAGACAAUUUACUACUUGAAGACGCUGACCCUGAAGCUGAGUAGAAGAAUAAAGAACUUACAAAUUAAUUCUUAGAAUUGGAUUCAAGAGUCUUGUAGGAAGAGGAUGAGAUAAUCAUUUCGCAUCGUAAUCAUAUUGAUGAUAUGGUUGAGACUUGUAAAUCAGUAAUAUUUAAUGGUUAUUAAGGAUAUGUGUUUGCUGAACUCUUUGGAUCAAAAGUUUGUCAAUUCCAAGGACUAUUUUCAACAAUUGAAAGAGAAUUUGAUGAUCAAGUAAAACAAGAUUGAGGAAUUCAUCAACAAAUUGAAUAUAUAUGAUUAACUCUUUGAAUAAGUAAUUAUUGUUGUUUAUUAAUAUAUAUAGCGAUCAUAAAUUGAAUGCGAAUUGCAAAAUGCGCAAAAAUAUAAUUAAAGGAAUGAAAAUUUUAAUUAAUUAAUAUAAUGA